Molecule: messenger RNA, 5303 nt
Organism: Hippoglossus stenolepis (Pacific halibut)
Lineage: Eukaryota; Metazoa; Chordata; Actinopteri; Pleuronectiformes; Pleuronectidae
Gene: march2
Product: membrane-associated ring finger (C3HC4) 2
Exons: 5
Coding region: 487-1242 (251 amino acids)
Biological process (GO): protein ubiquitination
Molecular function (GO): zinc ion binding; ubiquitin-protein transferase activity
Source: RefSeq, a predicted model, not a curated record
UGUUAUUCCCAGUCACGUUUGCAGUGGUGGGCUCUGAUCCUGGCUCUGUGUCAGUGUCAGUGUCGGUGUCGGUGUCAGUGUCUGUGUGCAUGUGCAUGUGCAUGUGUUCCCCGCAGCAGUCAGACAGCUGAUGAUGAGCCUGCUGUGUAUUUAAAGCUCGGGGGGAAAGCGGAAGUGUGGCCCGCUCUGUGUUAUCAGCUGAGAGCCGCUAGCUGUGUUAGCACGGAGCUGCACAGGGUUUCCAACGUUACCCAGCGGACUGUACUACCGCUGCCUAACCACACACAGUGACAUGAGACGUGGACACAGCGCGGGGACAGCGGGGCCGUGAGGUCUGUCGCCGUGAAGCAGCAGUGAGAGGACAACACGGAAACUAACUUAUCCCACGCUGCGGGAGAACAGAGUUCGUACGUUCUGCUUCCUCCUUCAUCCCUCUCCUCUGACCUUCACCUCCAUCUGGAGGGCCAGUAUCGGGACACCAUAACCAUGACGACAGGCGGGUGUUGCCACCUGCCUGGCUCUUUGUGUGACUGUGCCAGCAGCACAGGUCUGUGGAAGAGUGUGGAGGAGUCAGGCAGUGACGGGUGCCAGGCGCUGUACGUCACCCAGGUCACAGCCUUAGACGGACGGUUGCUGUCAUCUGUGCUAAAACCCAUGGCCUCACAGAGUGACGGUCCCAUAUGUCGUAUCUGCCAUGAAGGAGGCAACAGCGAGAGGCUCCUGUCCCCCUGUAACUGCACAGGCACCCUGGGGGCGGUGCACAGGAGCUGCCUGGAGAAGUGGCUGUCGUCUUCCAACACCAGCUACUGCGAGCUCUGCCACACAGAGUUCAGCAUCGAGCGCCGACCACGGCCUCUCACAGAGGUAACAAAGUGGCUGCGGGACCCUGGCCCUCGUAAUGAGAAGAGGACACUGUUCUGUGACAUGAUAUGCUUCCUGUUUAUCACGCCACUAGCAGCCAUUUCAGGCUGGCUGUGUCUACGGGGCGCUCAGGACCACCUUCAGCUGGGGAGCUGGCUGCAGGCGGUCGGCCUCAUCGCCCUCACCAUCGCCCUCUUCACCAUAUACGUUCUCUGGACCCUGGUGUCGUUCCGCUACCACUGUCAGCUGUACUCUGAGUGGAGAAGAACAAAUCAGAAAGUACGGUUGCUCAUACCUGAAGCCAAGGAGUCUAACUCUUCCCAGCAUUCUUUGCUCUCCAGUAAACUGAUGAAGAAGCCUGCCAAUGAGAGUAUAGUAUGAGACUGAAUGGGAUUGGUUGAUGGUAGUCUUUUGUGAGUGUGGGGGCUAAUUCUCAGUGUGUCAUGCCUGCCAGCACAACUUUAAACGAGCACUUGUGGGCCUUUUUAUUUUAACUUCUCCCUUUUAUUUCUUUGCCCCAUCAGUCCCUAUUUUUUCCCAUUUCCUGUUUUGAUAAAAUCUGUCCUUGUGUGGGUGCUGAACUGAGCACAUUUAAAUAGUCUGUCUUUGACAGAGCUGAUGCAAAGGCACUGAAGAAUGGAACAGUAGAGACUUGUUCAGUGUUAUCAUCUACGAUGUGAUUGCAAUAGCUGAUAAUGAAAGUAAAGUAAGGGAUGGACCAAACUCACUUGUAUAAUGGACUUUCAGAUGUUCUAAUGGGUUGUUUUGCCUAGUUUCAACAACCCAUCAAUGGUCCACAGGUGACUCCAGAGAGUCCAUUCGUUGUUGUGCUGCAACGAUGAACGUGUUUAGAUUCCUGUCACAUCUGGGCAUACAAGACAAAGGAGCUAUUUCAAGAAGUUAUUGAAAAGCUCAGCUCUUUGAUUUACUUCCAUUUUACCGUACAGAUGCCAGUACGCUGUCGGAAAUGAAACCUUUCAGGUUUCGCUCAAGCUUAUGGGACGUUUCAGUGUUUUCUCUGCGUCUGUUUAUCUCACCUGAGAACGGAUGCUACCGCAACAUUUGCAAAGCCAGAGAUGGUUGUGCAAUAAAAACACUGUGGACUCCGAGGUCGUCACAGUACAUGAAGAGACCUCCGCCAACAUGCACAGUCAUGCAUGCAACUACUGUUAAUUAUUUGGGAUAUUUUUUUUUUUUUUACUGUGUAUUAUAAAGUCUUUUUUAAACCACGAAGAAUGAACAAAUUUGCUAUUCCUACUGAAGUGUCCUCAUAGAGGUUCUUGUAUUAUCAGCACUUAAGAACUAGGUCUUUAUAUUUAUAUAGAUUGAGAGAAAACUCCAAUUAAAAUGGCUUUUAGAGGAGCAUUUCCACGAGCAUUGUUUGGUGGCUGGUACUGUGUACUCAAACAUUAGUAUUGAUGGCCUGUUUUGUUUAGAUUUUGCUUUGUUUUUUACAACAAUACAUAUUUCUAUAAGUGUGUAGUUUCCAUGAUCACAACAAUCAGGGAUAUAGAUGAUAAAAUAUUGCAAUUUCGUCACAUCAAGUCAUGGUUAACCAUAGUUUCUUAAGUGGUGACUUUUAGUGCUGGUGUUUAGUGCUAUUGCCAAUCUGACAUAAACUUAACCCACCAACCAUGACUGUAAUUGGUGGACACAUUAUGCAAGCACCACAAAGGCCAAAUCUGACCAAACUUUGUUUUUUCUUUUCUUUGAAGCAGGCCACUAGAUGCUCACAUGCUCUUCUAAGUCCAUUUCAUCAGGGUUUUUCCUGCAUAGAGAAUUGCGAGGCGGCCGCCUCCGUCAAAUUUCAUGCCGCCUACACCUCCCGCACACAUAUGUAAACUCAGACUGGGUAGAAAGGGCUGGAUUCAGUUGGCAGUGCGCAGCGCGAAUGAUAGACACAUACGGGAGCAGUAAAUUACUGACAAAACCUGUUACAAACGGCCCAAACAUGUAUGAAAAGACCCAAAACGAACAUUGUAAGCAGACUUAGUGGAGCUGUGCAUGGCUCCCUGGGUGUCUGCCCCGGGCUUGGAACCCCCUGAAAAACCCUGUUGAUGGAAGGUCGUUCUUUGGGGGGGUGUUACAUUGUGAUGUUACUGACCAGAACAGUUCGUACUGGCUGUGAUUGGGAUUCACUUCUCUCUCUUGUAUAUAGUUUGGUGCAGUUGUAAAUCAGGUCGCUCACAGUGGCUGAUAAUAGACCAGUCAGAGAUGAUAUUCUCUGAUUUGAGAGGCAAAAAAAACCACAAACCAGCCAGUCAGCCUGGUUUCCAGAUCUCCACGUCAUAAUGUGGUCGACUUUGAAAGCAUUUAUUUCUUCAUUUCAUGUCAUUUGGUUUAUGAGGAGACGGUUGAUUAAACACACUGUGAGUCAUCCACAGGGUGAGAGGGUUAAAGGUGAAAACUCCAUUAACAUUUGUAGAACAAUGUUAAAAUGAACAUGAUUCAGUCCAUGGACCUGAUGAAGGCCAUCGACUCUAACACAUCGGCUUUAAGGAUACAACACAUCAUCCUUUGGAGGACAUGCAGGUGCUAAGCUCUGAGUUCAGUAUCACUGUGUAUGUCUUACAAGGUUUAGUUUCAUUUAUAGCUGCGCAAUUCUGUUGGAUGCAAUUUAAAAAAGAAAUGCCUUAACACAGAAGGCAUUGAGAGCAAUGGGGCAAGCUUUAAAUCUGUAAUGGCUCUUAUUGUUACAAGCUAAAGUUUGAAUUUAAUUAAAAAUAAUCAUUUGCUUUUGGUUUUCAUUUUGUCUUCAGUGCAGUGGCAUUUAUAAAUUUGUCACUUUGUCUAAUUUUUAUUUUAAUGUUUUGAUUAACAUACUCUUAUCAUGCUUUUCCUUAAUGUUCUACUAUUGUAGACACAAAAGUCCAGUAGUCUGGAUUUUAUGCACAUUUGCGUUGAUAAUGUCUUUAAUUUAAUAUAUACGUGAACAAUGUAUUGACUUAAACUGGUAUGUGGUGGCAUGGCAAAGUCAGAUGUUUUCAAAAUGUCAAAGAGUCUUUUCAGGAGGAAACUCUGAGCAUCUCAGUCACAUUUUCAGAGUGAAUUUUGGUUCUUGGCCGUCAAUAAGCAUCAAUACAUUUUUCCUCCUGCACUGUGUUGAACUUCAGACAACUUGUGUUCUGAACAUCAGUCACUGGAGGCGCGGUGCAUCACAGUGGUGCUGGUGCUUUGGUUGGAAAUUGACACCAGAUCUGUUUGAUUAUGUGACAUUACCAGUCACCAGUAGCUGUUAUUCCUAGAGCCUGACAGAAAUUGAUUUGAUUGGGGGGGGGGCUGAUAUCGAUACCGAUAUUGGGGAGGAAAAAAAUUCCUAUACUAAUAUAUCAAUAGAUAAAUAUUAACAAAAAAUUUGCAAUGAUUCCUAAGAUGUUGUUAUCAAGCUGAGGCUUGAUAUUUUAGAGUUAAGCUAUAAUCUUUAAUAUGAAUAACAAGGUAAAAGAAAACACAAAUACAACCAAAUAUACAGAUCUUGAAGAAAAUAAACCAAAUUUUUGUCACAUAAAAGUUCAACGUGAAUACUUAUCUCUCUAAAAUAAAAGUUUAAUACAACUAACAAACAGAAGCUAAUACCGAUAUGUUCAUGAAAGGCACAUAACAACCGGUCACCCAAUAAAUCAGUCUGGCUCUAGUUAUUUCCCUGCCCUGGCUUCACUCGGCUAACAUCACCCUUUGGAACAUUGCGCUGAUGGUGUGGUGUCCCACAUUCUGCCCCAGUUAAUCUUUUGUUUGUGUUUUUAAUUGAUCAAAGGAUUAUAUCUUGCAAUACUGCGAUGCACCCGGGGCCUAGUUUGCCUUACAAGCUUAUGAGUCAUUUGAUCAUCUGUGUGUUUACUGUUUGUCAUAAACAAGCUUUACUCCAGGCAUUAGGGUCAACUGGGGCCCUGGUUCGAAGCAAAGAGGUGAUGAUUCAAAAUAGCUUAAAAACAAGAAACUGGAAUUUAUAGUUAAAGCAGAUCGAUGGUGUUUUCUGUUUUUUUUAAGUUUCCCAUAAUUUAUGCAGAGCUGCUCCUCGUUCUACAUGUCUGUUCACGUCAGAGCUAUCCGAGCUCCUCAUCUCUCCAAAGAGUUUCAUAACACAUUUACCAUGAUGCAAUUGAUCCUUUAUAUAGAUUCCACCACUCAAACCCACAAAGGGAUUUUAAAUCAUUGUUUUCUUUGUUUAAUACACAAACAACCAUUUAGAAGUUACUUAUGUUGUGUUAUGAUGACAUUUUUGUAUUAUAUUUUAAUUCUACAUGUCUUUAUUUUUGGAGGUUGGAUAUGUUAAUGUAUGUAUCAUUUGUUGCAGUUCAGUAUUCACUCUUGCCAAUAAUAUGAUGUUUAUGGUGUGCUGUGAAAAAAAGAAAGAUGUCUUCACCAAACCCUGGUACCUGCAAUCAGCCAAGAAUUAUUUGCAAAGCAAAUAAAAAUGAUGAUAAAUUAUGGGUGAAAAUUAA